AUUAUUUAAUUAUUAUUUAGUUAAACUCAGGAAUGUGUAAAGUCCCGGUCCACACUCCAUAUCAGUAGGUGGCGGUAAUACACCAAAAAGUUGUUUGUCAACCGCCAUAAAACAACACAAAGAAGAAGAAGAAGAAGCAGUAGAAGAAGAAGAAGAAGAAGAAGAAGAAGCAUGGAUUUAACUUUUAACAUGUCAACGCUAGCGCUAAAUGACUUUUUAUUACAACGACUGUAGUGAUUACAGAGUUGUUAUCGGAGAGCAGAUUUCUAAGUUCUAGUUUCUAAGAUAUUUUAGUGUCAGUAGCAUUAUAUUUAGCUAGCUAUAGCUGUAGCUAUAUUUAUAUUUACCUCUGCUUUGGCUGGGUUCUCAUCGUUAGCUAGCUUACCGUUGACAUCGUUAGUGUUGUUGUAGUGAAGCGACAUGUCGGAGUCCGGACACAGCCAGCCCGGCAUGUACGGGCAGGGGCGCAGGAGGAGGCGGCGCCGGGGAGACCGGGACACUGGACCUCCAGGGCAAAACCUCUCCGGACCAAGUCGGGAUCGAGAAUAUCAACCGAGGGAACGGAGGGAUGGAAGCGAGGAUCCACCAGGUCCACUCAUUCAGAAGACCCCCAUCAUUCUUGCAAAGCCCCCAGGGGAAAGGGCCAAGCCGUCACAAAAUGCACCUGUCAGUGGAGCUCCAGUCCUGGAGAAGCCCAUCAUGCUAAUGAAAGCCAGGGACGACGGAGGGAAGCCAGGGGCCCCUCCAGAAGCAACAGCUCAGCCGUCUGGUCCUGGGCCCUCCAAGAUAGAGAGGGAAGGCCAGCGACCCACCCAGCCAGUAUACCAGAUCCAGAAUAGAGGAAUGGGUGCUUCUGCUUCCAGCAGCGCUGUGGACCCAAUGGUUGGCCAGUCUAAACUCCUCCCGCCAGAGAAGAUGAAGCACAGCAUUAAGCUUGUAGAUGAUCAGAUGAAUUGGUGUGACAGUGCCAUGGAGUAUCUGAGGGACCAAACGGAUAUGUUGGUGGUGGGAGUCAUUGGUCUGCAGGGAAGUGGGAAAUCUACGAUAAUGUCACUGCUGUCUGCCAACACCCCUGAAGAAGAUCAAAGGGGUUAUGUAUUCAGAGCCCAGACUCAGGAAAUUAAGGAACGAGGAGGAAACCAGAGCACAGGCAUUGAUUUCUUCAUCACACAGGAAAGAGUCAUCUUCUUGGAUACACAGCCAAUGCUCAGCCCGUCUAUCCUGGACCACCUCAUCAACAACGACCGGAAGUUGCCUCCAGAGUACAACCUCCCUCACACAUAUGUUGAGAUGCAGUCUCUUCAGAUCGCCGCCUUCCUGUUUACAGUGUGCCAUGUGGUCAUUGUCGUUCAAGACUGGUUCACUGACCUAAACCUCUACAGGUUUCUUCAGACUGCUGAGAUGCUGAAACCUUCCACUCCAUCCGCGAGCCACGACAGCACCGGCUCUUCAAGCAAUGACGAUGGAGCGGAGUAUUACCCUCAUAUAGUGUUCCUCCAGAAUAAGGCCAGACGGGAUGAUUUCUGCCCGAGGAACCUGAAGAACAUGCACAUGGUGGUGGACAAAUUAAUGGCCCACUCUCAUCUCAAAUACAAAGGCACUUUGUCCAUGCUGGACUGCAAUAUCCUGCCUGGCUUGGGGCAGGACUUUCUGUCACCUGAAGUCAACAUGUUCCUCCUCCCUAUGCAGGAGAAUGAUGGGGAGGAUAAUCUGACCAAAGCAGGGUCAGGAACGUACCCACUCUUCUCUCUGCUGCCGGGGUACAGAGGACAUCCUGCCUUCUCCACUAUGGUUUCAAAACUCCGCAGCCAAAUACUGGCCAUGCCCCGCUGUCAGCUAUCACACACCAUCCUCACUGAGAAGAACUGGUUUCACUACGCAGCUCGGAUCUGGGACGGGGUGAAAAAGUCUUCGGCCCUCUCUGAAUACAGCCGCCUGCUCUGUUAACACUCUGGUUGAGCUGUGUUAUAUAAACUCGCAGUGCACGCUGUAAUGUCCAAUAAGCAGGUCACAUCAUGAAAAAUGUGUCUCUGUAAGUGGGGACCAUCGUCUGUACCCUGCUGGAGUUAAACUGGAGGCCCGGUCAGUGGUGAAGACUCAGAGGGAAUGCAGGACAAUCCUCUGUAGACUUUGGUGGGAAUGAUGAACCUGCGGGCUCUGGGCACUCCGUGUCAGAAAGUUGUGAAUGUUGAAGGGACACUGCUGCAGCCUGUACAGCUGCAGUGGUGAGAAAAGGAGAAAACCAGUCGUCUGCACACGUUCAAGCAAAAUGUGAUAAUCUUUUAUUUGCAUUAUUGACUUUGUGAUAGUUUUGGUGUACUGAUGGUGCACUUGUGUUUUCUGAGAUAAAGAUAUAGAAUUGUGUAUUUUAUUUUAUUUUUUUCAAACGUCAAUAAAAAGAGGAACUGUCACCCACAAACAUGCAAAUGUGA
This is a messenger RNA of Centropristis striata (black sea bass), 2432 nucleotides long. RefSeq names its product SMG9 nonsense mediated mRNA decay factor (gene smg9). Lineage: Eukaryota; Metazoa; Chordata; Actinopteri; Perciformes; Serranidae. Gene Ontology annotation, biological process: nuclear-transcribed mRNA catabolic process, nonsense-mediated decay. The transcript has 13 exons. The record is from RefSeq and is a predicted model, not a curated record. Bases 421 to 1947 code for a protein of 508 amino acids.